Rubroshorea leprosula is the source of this 743-nucleotide messenger RNA. The record is from the annotation of a GenBank genome assembly. NCBI's taxonomy places the organism in Eukaryota, Viridiplantae, Streptophyta, Magnoliopsida, Malvales, Dipterocarpaceae.
GUAAAGAAUCAACCCAAACACCCAAAUGGAGGGACUUUUUAAUCCCCCUUUUCUCCUUCCCCUCUUCAAUUCUAAUUGAAAGGACAAUCGCCCUUCAACACUCGCUUCACCACUCUCCCUUAAUUUGUUGCCACUUUUGAGUCUCUUGCUACGUGUAAAAAAAUAAGGGAGAGUGGUGUAGCGAGUGUUGAAGGGCGAUUGCCCCUAGCAUUGCUCAUUCUAAUUUACAUAUAUGUUAUGCAAUGACUACAACAGCAGCAUGGCUUUCAAACUUCAGAGAUGUCCAAGAAGCAGCGGAAACGCUCCUUGCAAUGCAAGCAGGGGGUACCAGAAGUCAGUGGCUUCCCAACCAAUUGCAGCCGAGGUUUCUGAUGAUUUGCCUCCUGUUCGAAGGUCGCCAAGACUUAUAAGGGCUGCCGCCGACUGCUCUCCAAGAGUUCCUGAUAACUUGCCCCCUCUUGGAAGGUCGCCAAGACUUGUCGAAAAGAGGUUGAUUAAGCAAGUGCCGGAGUCUCCAAAACGACAGGAUCAAAAAUUAGCAUUCGGCGACUGGGGUGUAAGAAAAGUCCAUACUAGUAUUGCAAGAACUCUCCUGUAGAUUCAGUGGGGUGCAAAAAGAGCUCGUUCUGCAAAGAAGGGCCUGUGUACGCAUGCAUAGAGUUACAAGUUCUGUGGCUGAGAAUAGUAUUGGUUAAAUAGUCAUUUUGGUCCUUUAAUCAAUGGAAUAAAAAAAGUUUUUUAGC